AUGACUGCAUGCCUGCAUACGUGCAUGACACAUGCAUGCUGGCUGAUCUACUGGGACAUAGUGGAAGGCCAGGGCGAGCCCCCAUCGCCAGGACAGGAGGUGGAGUUCAACUACAUAGGCUUUAACGAGUCAGGCAGGCGUGUGGACAGCACGUACCUGCAGGGCCGCCCCGCCAAGACCAGAGUUGGCAUCAACGGCAUGAUUCCAGGGUUUGAGGAGGGCAUUAGCGGCAUGAAGGCAGGGGGUCGCAGGCGAAUCAUCAUCCCUCCUGAGCUCGGACCCCCGACCGGCCCCUCCACCUUCUUCAGUGCCAAGCAGUACGAGGUGUUUGACAUUGAGCUGCUUGCCAUCCGCACCUGCGAGCGCCGCCAGAUCGUCUUCUACUCCGACGUGGUCUGCCAGUGA
Messenger RNA from Closterium sp. Yama58-4, 405 nucleotides. Lineage: Eukaryota; Viridiplantae; Streptophyta; Zygnematophyceae; Desmidiales; Closteriaceae. The record is from the annotation of a GenBank genome assembly.